AUGCGUCGGCUCACCGAAUCUGAGCGUGCAAAGCUGGAGCACGGCUUUUUGUGGAUGGACUGGUUUUCUGUGCCACAGAAAAAUGUCGCGGGUGACACGCACAGCUCACUGGUUGAUCAGCUCUGCUCGAUGUGUAUUGAGUCCAUCCCGAGCUAUGUCGAGGCCUGCGAAGUAUUUGUGGCACUUACUCCCAGGCUGAGGCAUCACGACUUGGGACAACUCUGUGAUUUUCCCUCUUGGCAAUCCCGGGGUUGGUGCAGGACUGAGCUGUGGUGCAAGAUCCUGUCCUCAACAUCAGAUGUGUGCUUGGUCCAGGUUUCAGCCGGGGAUAAGGUGGACUUUUUCUUGCCCAUCAGAUGGGUGGAUUCUCCAGUUCCUGAAGGCAAUUUCACUGUGGAAGCUGAUCGAAAGGUCUGUUGCCAAAUUGUGCGAGCAGCGUUGGAUGCCAAGUUGGGGCAGCUUUCCGGAAAACCCAAGCACCUCAAUGUAUUCAGGUACCUUGCAGGCAGGUACGAAGACUUCAUUGGCGCCCCGCCUGUGCCACAGAACCCAGAGGAAUUUGCUUCCAGCUUCAAUAUUGCUUCGCUGGAGAAGUCUGCCAAACAGCGCGAAGGUGUCGGAGCAGUUGCUUGUGCUGUUUUGUCGGGAGACAUUGGCAUGCUACAACACCUGGUGACAUGUCGGGCAGACCUCGACAUCAAGCUACCAACAUUAUGGGAAAUGGCAUUGCCGGCAGGGUGCACGGCUCUCCACCUGGCUGCCAUCAGAGGCUCCCGAGGUCUGGAUGUCUUGGAGGAGCUUCUGAAACUGAGAAGCGAUGCCAAUGCGUGCGAGCGACACGGUGGCCCUGUCUUGUGCUAUUGCCAAGCUGCAAAGUCGGUUGACCUUCUUGUAAGGUACCGAGCGGACGUCAACAUCUUAAAGCCACCAUCGAAAACAGCUGCACUUUCUGGUGUGUGUGCUCGAGGUGCGCCCUAG
Messenger RNA from Symbiodinium pilosum, 978 nucleotides. Lineage: Eukaryota; Dinophyceae; Suessiales; Symbiodiniaceae. The record is from the annotation of a GenBank genome assembly.